GGCAGCUACCACCUGACUCUGACACAUACUCCCAUGGAUGGCCCUAUCUACUAUUCGAAAUCGGAAUUCAUUGAAACUGACACUGGAAACAAGGUAUCACGACGAGCGACAAUCGCUGGGCCGCAAAAUAUCAUUCUCGGAGGCAAGACGAUCAUCUCUAGCGGCGCUAUAAUACGUGGAGACCUGCGCAGGUCUGGUCCCGGUCAUGCUGUCGUUAUCUCGCUAGGUAGAUAUUGCUUGUACAAAACUUAUCGCGGCGCUUUCAACUAUUACCCUAUGAAAAUCGGAGACUAUGUUCACAUAGGCGCCAACACCGUUGUCGAAGCUGCAACCAUAGGGAAUCACGUUGAGAUUGGGAAGAAUUGCGUGAUUGGGAAAUUCACCAUUAUCAAAGACUGCGCAAAGGUCGCAGAUAAUACUAUCGUUCCGGCCAACACGGUGAUCCCAGCCAUGGCUCUGUUUUCUGGAUCCCCUGGUCGUUUUGUAGAAGACCUGCCCGAAUCUACCCAAGAAAUGAUGGAGAAUCAGACUAAGCAGUAUUACACGCGCUUUCAGCCAUCAGAGCAGAACCGAUGACUGUGUACUUUCUGGUUGUUCACUAAUUUACCCCUUUGUAUCAAGAUACCUUGGAUCACAUUUGUACUCUGUACUUAAUAUCACGUUUCUCGAGCCCUCUAAGAUGGCGAAGUUCCGACUUUAUUG
Desarmillaria tabescens is the source of this 702-nucleotide messenger RNA. Its product is annotated as dynactin, subunit p25. NCBI's taxonomy places the organism in Eukaryota, Fungi, Basidiomycota, Agaricomycetes, Agaricales, Physalacriaceae. The coding region runs from base 34 to 576 and encodes 180 amino acids. Gene Ontology annotation, cellular component: dynactin complex. The transcript is spliced from 6 exons. The record is from RefSeq and is a predicted model, not a curated record.